AUGAAUAUUGCACAACCGGUCUCCUCAGAGAUUAAAAGUGUAAAGUUUGGGAUUUUCGAUGUGGAAGACAUCGAAAAGAUCUCUGUAAAGCAGAUCGUUAACCCAGUCCUUUUGGACAACCUGAACCACCCCACCAGCGGUGGUCUGUACGAUCUUGCUUUGGGUCCGUAUUUGAAGAACACCGUGUGUGCAACAUGUCACAUGGACGAACGGUAUUGUCCGGGACAUUUUGGACACAUCACUCUUCCCGUUCCGGCGUACCAUCCUCUGUUCUUUCCUCAAAUGUACAGCUUGCUGAGAGCAACAUGUCUGUACUGUCAUCACUUCAAGUUGUCUAAGGUCACCGUUCAUCUGUUUGCUUGCCGGUUCAAGCUCCUGGAUCACGGUCUGUUGAUUGAAUCCCAGCGUGUAGAGUCUAUUACAUUGGGCAACAGCGUCAGUUCCAAGUCUUCCGGUGGAAAGGACGGCGAGGGAAGCGAAAGCGAAGACAGCGGUAUUGGAAACGACGACAUGGCGAAGGACGCCGCAGCCUUGAUGCGUUUGCGUGAUGAGUUUGUCGACAAAUGCAUCGCUGACGCCAAAAAAAUCAAACUUGUCCGUGCCUUUUUCCAUGCUAUCAACUCUCGCAAGCAGUGUGACAACUGCCAGUCUUUCUCUCCUACUUUCCGUAAGGAGGGUUUUGCCAAGAUUUUUGAGGUCCCCUUGACCGGAAAAAACUUGCAGUACAUGGAGCAGACUGGCCGCAUUCGCUCCAACGUGCUUCGUGACUCUGCCAAGUCUUCCAAGGAUGAUGAGGGUUUCAGCGAGGAUUCCAACAGCGAGGGUGAAGGCGACGAUAUAGACCUUAUGGAGGAGGAUCCCAACCCUUUCGACAAAAAACUGAAGAAGCGGUCGACUGAGGCCAAGUACAUGACCUCAACCGAGGUUCGUAAUCACCUUCGUCGUCUUUUCACCAAAGAGGGACGAGUGAUGUCGCUUCUUUUCGCUCACAAGAAGGGCAAGCCCGCUUCUGCUGAUAUGUUCUUCUUGCACAACAUUGCCGUGCCCCCUACUCGUUUCCGUCCUGCCUCGAAAAUGGGCGAUGAGGUGCACGAGAACAUUCAAAACGAGCUUCUCACAAAAAUUCUCCAAUCGUCUAUUCGUAUUGCCGAUUUGAGUGCUGCCACACACGCUACCGGUGACAAGGAGGCUAUGGAGCGCGGCUCUCGGGCUUUCGAGCAGCUCGUUGCUGCUUUCGUCCAGCUGCAACACGAUGUGAACAGUUUGAUCGACAGUGGUCGCAAUCCUACUGUUAUGGCACAAGGUCGUGUGCCUCCUCCUGGUAUCAAGCAGAUUUUGGAAAAGAAGGAGGGUCUUUUCCGUAAGCAUAUGAUGGGUAAGCGUGUUAACUAUGCCGCACGUUCUGUCAUUUCGCCUGAUCCUAAUAUUGAGACUAACGAAAUUGGUGUUCCUCCCGUGUUUGCUGUCAAGCUGACGUUCCCCGAACCCGUUACCCCCUACAAUUACAACGAGCUUCGCAAGGCCGUCAUUAACGGCCCUAGCAAGUGGCCUGGUGCUACACAUAUUCAGAACGAGGAUGGCACGCUUGUUUCGCUGAUGCCUCUUACUGUUGAGCAACGUACGGCUCUGGCAAACCAAUUGAUGACUCCUCAAUCCAAUAUCAUCUCUUCGCCGUACUCGUACUCUCGCAUCGUUAAUACGAACAAGAAGGUGUUCCGUCAUGUGCGCAACGGUGAUAUGCUUAUUCUCAAUCGUCAACCCACUCUUCACAAGCCUUCUAUGAUGUGUCACAAGGCUCGCAUCUUGCCAGGUGAAAAGACUAUUCGCAUGCAUUACGCCAACUGUAACUCUUACAAUGCUGAUUUCGAUGGUGAUGAAAUGAACAUGCAUUUCCCUCAAAGCAUGAACGCUCGUGCGGAGGCUCAAUUCAUCGCUAAUACCGAUUCUCAGUACCUUGUGCCCACUUCUGGUGACCCUAUUCGUGGUCUUAUUCAAGAUCAUGUGGUCAUGGGUGUUUGGCUUACGAACAAGGAUUCCUUUUUCACCCGCGACGAGUAUCAGCAACUCCUUUUCCAGGCUUUGAAGCCUGAUGAAAGUGGCAUGUAUGGUCGCAUAAAGACUGUCCCCCCCGCUCUCAUUCGCCCUAAGCCAAUGUAUACUGGUAAGCAGAUUAUCACCACUAUUUUGCUUAACUUGAAGCCAGCCGAUCGCCCCGGAUUGAACUUGAAGAGCAAGGCUAAGGUUGCUUCGAAAUACUGGUCUCCUACUUCCGAGGAAGGUGCUGUCUUAUUUGAUGAUGGUGUUCUUAUUCAUGGUAUUUUGGAUAAGUCUUCGUUUGGUGCAUCCACUUUCGGUAUGGUUCACUCUAUCCAUGAGCUUUAUGGCGCCGAUAUUGCUGGUCGUUUGUUGUCAGUUUUGAGUCGUCUCUUUACUGCAUUUGCUCAAAUGCGUGGUUUUACUUGCCGUAUGGACGAUUUGCGCUUAGACGAACGUGGUGAUGCUUGGAGACGUGAGCUUUUGGAAAACGGUAAAGACUUCGGUCUUCUUGCUCACUGCGAUUACGUUCAGCUUCCCAUUGACACUUCUCGUGAUUUGUUGAACGCCAACUUAGAGGAGGUCAUUCGUGACGACGAAAAGUUGCAAGGUUUGGAUGCUGCUAUGAAGGGUAAAAUGAAUGGUCUUACUUCUUCUAUCAUCAAUAAAUGUAUUCCUGAGGGUUUGUUGACUAAAUUCCCCAAGAAUCAUAUGCAAGCCAUGACGGUUUCUGGUGCUAAGGGUAGCAACGUUAACGUGUCACAAAUCUCUUGUCUUUUGGGUCAACAAGAGUUGGAGGGUCGUCGUGUGCCUUUGAUGGUCAGCGGAAAGUCUCUUCCUUCUUUCCUCCCCUUUGAUACUUCUGCCAAGGCUGGUGGUUUCAUUGCAAGUCGUUUCUUGACUGGCAUGUGUCCACAAGAAUAUUACUUCCAUUGUAUGGCCGGUCGUGAAGGUCUUAUUGAUACUGCAGUUAAGACUAGUCGUUCCGGUUAUCUGCAACGUUGUUUGAUGAAGCACUUGGAGGGAUUGUCUGUUCAGUACGAUCACACCGUCCGUGAUGCUGAUGGUUCUGUUGUUCAAUUCCGUUAUGGUGAAGAUGCACUUGAUGUCACAAAGCAGAAGCAUUUGUACCAAUUCGAGUUUUCUGCCAGAAACUACAAGUCCUUGAUCCAGAAAUACAAGGUCAAGUCCGUGCUUUCCGCUGUUGAUUCAGACACAGCUUCUUCUUAUGCGAAGAAGGCCUUGAAGAAACCUCACAAGUACGAUCCUGUUCUUGAUAAGUAUCCUCCCAGUCGCUACCUCGGUAGUGUUUCCGAAAAAUUCCAAAAGGCUGUGGAUGAGUAUACCAAAAAGAACCCCGAUAAUCUGAUUGCUAGUAAGAAGGAGAGCAAGCAAGAUGGCACUCUUUUGAAUGAGUCCAAAUUCAAGGCCCUCAUGCAACUCCGUUAUCAACAAUCUCUCGUCGAGCCUGGCGAGGGUGUUGGUGUUAUGGCUAGUCAAUCUGUUGGUGAGCCUUCUACUCAAAUGACAUUGAAUACUUUCCACUUUGCCGGUUUCGGUGCUAAGAAUGUCACCUUGGGUAUUCCUCGUCUUCGUGAAAUUAUCAUGACUGCUAGUGCUAGUAUCAAAACACCUACAAUGACUCUUCGUUUGAACGAGGGUGUUUCUGAGGAACGUUCCAAGCAAUUCUGUAAGGAGGUUAGCAAGCUUGUUCUUGCUGAAGUCGUCAAGCAGGUCGUUGUUACUGAGCGUAUUUCCGGUCAAGGUUCGGAUACCCAAUCCAAGUCUUAUUCCAUCAAGCUUGAGCUCUACCCCAAGUCUGAGUAUGAGGAAGAGUAUGGAGUUACUCAAGAGGAAAUUGAGGCUUCCUUUACCACAUCCUUCCUUAAGGUUUUGGGUCGUAUUAUCAAGGCGGACAUUGCCAAGACUAAGCAACGCAAAUCGAACGAUAGCGUUCCUAAAAUUGGAGAGGCCCUUGCUCCUCUCGAGUCCUUUGGAGAGGCUAAUGCCGAUGCUGCUGAACAAGAGGCCAUGGAGGAUGAUGACAACGACGCUACCAAUGCUCGUAUGACCACGCGCUCUAAGCAACAUGCUUCUUAUGACGGUCCAGACGAUGACGACCGUCUUGCCAUGCAAGCCGAGCGUGCUGCCGCAAAGGAUGGUGAUGAUAUGGAAGAGGAUGAUGGCUACAACUCUGAUGAAAGCGUUUCUGAGUACAUGGCCCGCAAGAAGGGCAAAAACUCCGUUUCUUUGAAGGAAAAGAAGAAGUUGCGUCUUACUAACGCUCGUGAGAUUCUCAACAACUGUCGUCGCAUUGAUUUCGACGACAAGUCGGGUGAGUGGGCCCUUGUUGAACUCGAAUUCCCUAUUACUACUGAAAAGCUUCUUAUGGUGUCGCUAGUUGAACAGGCUUGCCAUAAGAGUGUUGUCCAUGAGAUUCCCGGCAUUUCACGCUGCUACCCCAAGCCUCCAGACUCCGCUAUGGACAAAAUUCCCAUGGUGAUCACUGAGGGUGUGAACCUGAGAGCUGUUUGGGAGUUCUACGAGGAAAUUCAUAUGAAUGACCUUUACACUAAUGACAUCGCUGCUGUUCUUCGCAUCUAUGGUGUUGAAGCUGCUCGCAAUGCCAUUGUUCGGGAAAUUUCCUCCGUGUUCGGCGUUUACGGUAUCGAUGUCGACCAUCGUCAUUUGUCGUUAAUUGCCGACUACAUGACCUUCGAGGGUGGAUACAAGGCCUUUAACCGUAUGGGCAUUGAGUACAGCACAUCUCCCUUUGCGAAGAUGUCGUUUGAAACUACCUGUCAUUUCCUUACGGAUGCCGCUUUGUCUGGCUCGAAGGAUGAGGUUAUGAACCCCUCGGCUCGUCUCGUCGUUGGACGUGUCGGCAACUUCGGUACUGGCAGUUUCGAUUUGCUGACGCCAGUCGUUGCAGAAAACUGA
Messenger RNA from Schizosaccharomyces japonicus yFS275, 4974 nucleotides. Its product is annotated as DNA-directed RNA polymerase I complex large subunit Nuc1. Gene Ontology annotation, cellular component: nucleolus; RNA polymerase I complex. Lineage: Eukaryota; Fungi; Ascomycota; Schizosaccharomycetes; Schizosaccharomycetales; Schizosaccharomycetaceae. Gene Ontology annotation, molecular function: DNA binding; DNA-directed RNA polymerase activity; 5'-3' RNA polymerase activity. The transcript is spliced from 2 exons. Gene Ontology annotation, biological process: transcription elongation by RNA polymerase I; nucleolar large rRNA transcription by RNA polymerase I; termination of RNA polymerase I transcription. The record is from RefSeq and is a predicted model, not a curated record. The coding region runs from base 1 to 4974 and encodes 1657 amino acids.